Quercus robur (English oak) is the source of this 5687-nucleotide messenger RNA. Its product is annotated as dicer-like protein 4. Gene Ontology annotation, cellular component: nucleus; cytoplasm. The transcript is spliced from 25 exons. The record is from RefSeq and is a predicted model, not a curated record. NCBI's taxonomy places the organism in Eukaryota, Viridiplantae, Streptophyta, Magnoliopsida, Fagales, Fagaceae. Gene Ontology annotation, biological process: siRNA processing. Bases 226 to 5247 code for a protein of 1673 amino acids. Gene Ontology annotation, molecular function: ribonuclease III activity; ATP binding; protein binding.
CUUUUGUUGUUGGUCGGUCCAUUGGUCUUCUCUCUCUCUCUCUCUCUCUCUUUCUCUGUUACUCAAAUACACUGAUACAUAUACAAACUCGCGCUCUCUCUCUUUCUCUCACACACACACAAACACAAACAUAAAACAGAGAUUACUGACAAAAAGCCUGAGUGAAAGAAAGAACGAUGAUGGCAAGUGCUACCUAGACUUGUUGAUUCUAUAUAACUCUAGUUUAUGGUCAUUCUUAUUAUCUUGUUUUGUCUUAUUUCUCUUCUCUUCUACUUCACAACUUCGAGUCCACAGCAGCAGCACACAAUGCCAGACGGCGGAGACGAUCGUCCUACCGCCGGUACUACGGAGUUUGGUGCUACCGUCGCCACAUCCUCUUUGGGUGUCUCUGACUCUGGGGUUCAUGUUGAUCAUGAUGAUGGAGUGGAACCAGGUUCAGCAACUCAUGUGACUGAUAAAGAUCCUAGAAAGAUUGCCAGAAAGUACCAGUUAGAGCUAUGCAAGAAAGCUCUGGAGGAGAAUAUAAUUGUUUAUUUGGGGACAGGUUGUGGGAAGACCCACAUUGCGGUACUGCUUAUACACGAGCUGAGUCACUUGAUAAAGAAGCCCCAGAAGAACAUAUGCAUCUUUCUUGCCCCUACGGUGGCUCUGGUUCAGCAGCAAGCCAAGGUUAUAGAAGACUCUAUUGAUUUCAAGGUUGGGGUCUAUUGUGGGAGCUCUAAGCAGUUGAAAUGCCAUGAAGACUGGGAUAAAGAAAUUGAACAGUAUGAGAUUCUAGUUAUGACGCCUCAAAUACUUCUGCGUAACUUGGUUCAUCGCUUUAUCAAGAUGGAGUUAAUUGUACUUUUGAUAUUUGAUGAGUGCCAUCAUGCUCAAGGCAAAAGCAACCAUCCUUAUGCAGAAAUCAUGAAAGUCUACUAUAAACCUGAUGUCGGAAAAGUCCCCCGUAUAUUUGGCAUGACUGCAUCUCCAGUUGUGGGAAAAGGUGCUUCUGAUCCAGCAAAUUUAACAAAAAGCAUCAAUAGUCUUGAAAUUUUACUUAAUGCAAAGGUUUAUUCUGUUCUAGAUAAGGAAGAAUUGGAUACUUUUGUGGAAUCUCCUGUAGUUAGAGUAUAUGAUUAUGGUCCCGUUCCAAAUGGCGCAUCUAGCUACUAUGUCACACACUGUAGUAAACUUGAGGAGAUGAAACGCCAGUGCAUAUCAACACUUAAAAGGAAUGAUCACCAAAGUAUGCUGAAUGCAAAAAAACUACUAAGCAGAAUUCAUGAUAAUAUGAUAUUCUGUUUGGAAAAUCUUGGCCUUUGGGGAGCAUUACAAGCUAGUCGCAUUCUUUUGACUGGUGAUCGCUCUGAGCGGAACGAAUUAAUAGAGGUGGAAGAAAAUUUCAGUGAUGACUCUGUAUGUAACAGAUAUCUAGCUCAGGCUGCCGAAGUCUUUGAUUCCGAUUUAAUGAAAGAUGGCAUUGCAUCCGAUCUGUCGAGUGUGGAGAUCUUAAAGGAGCCAUAUUUCUCAAGAAAGCUUUUAUGCCUUAUUGGAAUUCUUUCAUCCAUCAGGUUACAACCAAAUAGGAAAUGUAUAAUAUUUGUUAAUAGGGUUGUUACAGCGAGAUCUUUGUCGUUAAUAUUACAGAAGCUUAAGAUAUUAGCAUCUUGGAAGUGUGAUUUUCUUGUGGGAGUCCAUGCUGGACUAAAAAGUAUGACCCGGAAGACCAUGAACAUUAUACUUGAGAGAUUUCGAUCGGGAGAGUUAAAUCUAUUGAUUGCUACUAAAGUUGGUGAAGAAGGACUUGAUAUUCAGACAUGUUGUCUUGUGAUACGGUUUGAUCUUCCAGAAACUGUUUCUAGCUUCAUACAAUCAAGGGGUCGUGCACGAAUGCCUCAGUCUGAAUAUGUGUUUUUGGUGGACAGUGGCAACCAGAAGGAGGUAGAUUUGAUAAAAGAUUUUCAAGAAGAUGAAGAUCGAAUGAACAUGGAAAUUGUUAAUCGAACAUCAAAUGAAACCUUUAUUGGUUCUGAAGAAAAAAUUUAUAAAGUUGAUUCAUCUGGUGCUUGUAUCAGCUCUGGAUAUAGCAUCUCAUUACUCCACCAAUAUUGUUCAAAACUCCCCUGUGAUGAGUUUUUUGACCCCAAGCCAGUAUUUUGUUAUUUUGAUGACUUAGGAGGUACUGUCUGCCACAUAAAUUUACCUCCCAAUGCUCCACUACGUCAAGUUGUUGGUGCCCCACAAUCUUCAUCUGAAGCUGCUAGAAAAGAUGCCUGUCUGAAAGCAAUUGAAAUGUUACAUAAAAUGGGUUCCUUGAAUGACAAUCUCCUGGUUGGGCAAGAUGAUGUAGAUGAAAUCGGAUUGGGGUCGGAUUCUUCUGACUCAGAUAGCUGUGAAGGUGAGGGUCCACGAGCUGAACUACAUGAGAUGCUAGUUCCUGCUGUGCUAAAAGAACCGUGGACUAACUUGGAGAAUCCUGUCCAUUUUUACUCUUACUAUAUAGAAUUUAGUCCUCAUCCUGAGGAUAGGAUCUACAAAAAAUUUAGUCUAUUUGUCAAAGCAGCCCUGCCUGAAGAGGCCGAGAGAAUGGAACUUGAUCUUCAUCUGGCUCAUCGUAGAUCUGUGAUGACCAAGUUUGUGCCAUCGGGAGUUGCAGAAUUUGAUAAAGAUGAGAUUGUGCUGGCACAGAAUUUUCAAGAAAUGUAUCUCAAGGUCAUCCUUGACCGAUUAGAAUUCAUUCGUGAAUCUGUUUCCUUGGGAAAAAGCAAUACUUGUGAAUCGAGUUCAUUGACCUUCUACCUGUUGCUUCCAGUAAUUUUGCAUGAUAGUGAUAACAAAAUUACUGUAGAUUGGAAGAUUAUUAGAAGAUGUUUAUCUUCCCCUGUUUUUAGGACUCCAGAAGAUGCCAUGGAAAAGGAAAAUUUUCCUUUGGGCGAUCAUUUGAUACUUGCCAAUGGUUACAGAAGCAUAAGUGAGGUUACGGAUAGUUUAGUGCAUGCUCCUUCAUACAAACAGGGUUUUUUCUUCAUCACUAACAUAGUUGAUGGAAAGAACGGAUACAGCCCUCAUUCAGAAACUUCAAGCUAUGCAGAGCACUUGUAUGAGAAGUUUGGCGUUCAACUCAAAUACCCUGAACAACCUCUUUUACAUGCAAAACCGCUUUUUUGCUUGCAUAACUUGCUACAUAACCGAAAGCCAGAAGAUUCAGAAUCACGCGAACUGGAGGAGUACUUUACUGAUUUGCCUCCUGAGCUUUGCCAGUUGAAGAUAAUAGGCUUUUCUAAAGAUAUUGGUAGUUCAAUAUCUUUAUUACCAUCAAUCAUGCAUCGUCUGGAAAACUUGCUUGUGGCCAUUGAACUGAAGAAGAAAUUUUCUGCUGCAUUCCCUGAAGGAGCUGAAAUUACUUGUGAUAGAGUCCUAGAAGCACUCACCACUGAGAAGUGCCAGGAGCGCUUUUCCCUUGAAAGGCUUGAAGUACUAGGUGAUGCUUUUCUCAAGUUUGCAGUUGGACGGCGCCUUUUUCUUUUGCAUGAUACCCUUGAUGAAGGAGAACUUACCAGGAAACGUUCUAAUGUUGUAAACAACUCCAAUUUGUACAAACUAGCAACUAGGAGCAAGUUACAGGUAUACAUACGUGAUCAAUCAUUUGAUCCCUUGCAAUUCUAUGCUUUCGGUCGCCCCUGCCCAAUAAUUUGUAACAAGCAAAAUGAAGGUUCUACUCAUUCCCAGUCAAGUAAUCUAGCAGAUUGUGCAAGUUUUAAUGAAGUCAGGUGCAGUAAAGGUCACCACUGGUUACAUAAGAAAACAAUUGCUGAUGUGGUUGAAGCUCUUGUUGGAGCAUUCAUAGUUGACAGUGGCUUCAAAGCUGCAACCAGCUUUCUUCGAUGGAUUGGCAUACAAGUGGACUUUGAAGCCUCACAAGUUUCAAAUGUCUGCAUUGCAAGCACUAGCUACAUGCCACUUAGAGCUCGUAUGGACAUUGGUGCCCUUGAAAAAUUGUUAGGGAAUCGGUUUCUCCAUAAAGGUCUGCUUCUACAGGCAUUUGUACAUCCUUCUUACAACCAGCAUGGAGGAGGCUGCUAUCAGAGAUUGGAGUUUCUUGGAGAUGCUGUGUUGGAUUACUUAAUCACAUCGUAUCUGUAUUCAGUUUAUCCAAACUUGAAGCCUGGUCAAUUGACAGAUUUGAGAUCGGUAUCUGUGAACAACAAGGCCUUUGCAAAUGUUGCAGUAGAUAGAUCCUUCCACCAAUUUCUCAUCUGUGAUUCCAGUGGCCUUACUGAGGCCAUCAAAAUUUAUGUGGACUUUGUUAAAACUCCUGCACCACAAGGGAGUCCUCAUGAGGGGCCAAAAUGUCCUAAGGCUUUGGGUGACUUGGUAGAGUCUUGUGUGGGUGCCAUUCUUCUUGAUACAGGGUUUAACUUGAACCUUGUGUGGAAGAUAAUGCUUUCUUUUUUGGAUCCAAUAAUGAGGUUCUCCAGUUUUCAGCUUAGUCCUAUUAGAGAACUGCAAGAACUUUGCCAAUCUUAUAAUUUGGACCUAAAAACUGUGCCAUCAAAGAAGGGUAGAAUGUUUUCAGUUGAAGUACAGGUGAACAGAGAAGAUGUUUGUGUAACUGCUUCUGCAACCAACCUGAACAAGAAAGAUGCUAUUAGAGUUGCUUCACAAAAAAUACUUGCGAAGUUGAAGGCUCAAGGCUACAAGCCCAAGUCAUCUUUGGAGGAAGUUUUGAAGUCAAGCUGCAAGAUGGAAGCCAAACUAAUUGGAUAUGAUGAAACACCUAUAGAUAUAACCACUCCUGAUGCCAUUGGAUUUGAAAAAUUAAAGGUACAACCACCUUUUGGCAGUGAUUUUGAGCCUCCAAUCCUUCCCCUCAAUGGAACAUCCAAUAAUAGUUCCCCCUGCAUAAUACCUCUUAGUAAACAACCAUUUAGAGACUUAAGAGGACAGCCUUGCACGACAGCUGAAAUUCAUGGCUGUGACCCUGACUCACAGGCCACAGGUGGGUCACACCAAGCAACAGCAAAAUCAAGGUUGUUUGAAAUCUGCAAGGCUAACUGUUGGGAACCCCCAUCAUUUGAAUGUUGCAAAGAGGAAGGACCAAGCCACAUAAAGUUAUUCACUUUCAAGGUUGUUGUGAAGAUAGAAGACCCGGAAGAUGUGAUUUUGGAGUGCUUUGGAGCACCGCGGUUGAAAAAGAAAGAUGCAAAGGAGCAUGCAGCAGAAGGGGCCCUUUGGCACUUAAAGAAUGAAGGAUACUUGCCUUAGAGCAAUUGACAGUCGUAGUUUUUGCUGAAGAGAUUAGAGGAAACAUUAACCUAUUGAUCAGGUUUUUGUAAUUGUUGAAGAUCUCAAUGCAGGAAGCCUUUGACUGAACUUAACCACUUAAAGAUGCAAUAUCUAAUUAUAUGUGAAACUCUAGAAGAUAGUUGUAAAUAGCGGUUACUAUAGAGCUACAUCAACAUAUAUAGAAGUAAAUAAAGAACCAUUGUAGUGUAAAUAACCCAGUUACCUUGGUCUGUUUGUUUGUUUUUUUUUUUUUUUUGAAACUCAGGUCCAGAAUCUCAGUCCAAAUUGUAAUGAUGUCUGCCUUAUGAUCUUUACAAACAGUUGCACACAAACUUUUUAAGCUCUCAUAGCAACACAAACUUCUGUUUCCGUGGCCUAUUGAUGGAUUCUCACGCUUGUACAUGUGAGGCUUAUACUUA